Diachasmimorpha longicaudata is the source of this 2266-nucleotide messenger RNA. RefSeq names its product PTB domain-containing engulfment adapter protein 1-like. Bases 275 to 1669 code for a protein of 464 amino acids. The record is from RefSeq and is a predicted model, not a curated record. Lineage: Eukaryota; Metazoa; Arthropoda; Insecta; Hymenoptera; Braconidae. The transcript is spliced from 7 exons.
GAGACUCGGGACUCAACUCAAUCCACAAUUCGGAGUCGCUUCAACCAGGAGAAAAUACCCUCGUCCUGCUCGUCUGUCUCCAAACAAAAUUAAAGUAGCACUCGUACCUUCGUUGAUUCAAAUCACUAAUUGGCUGCGAACCAUUGUCGAACCGUUGAUAAUCAGUGCUUGAAUAAUUGUGCAUUCCAAGAGAUUGAUAAAUAGUGGACAAAAGUGGAGAAUCGACGCCAGUCAUUGGGAAUUUCAGAUUGAUUUAUACAAAUUUUCAAUCAAUAUGAGGAAUUCUGCUUUACUCAAAUGGGCGCAGAAUUCAACGAAUAAUAAGAAUCAACCGAGCAAGAAUGGAUCAGGAACAAAUAAAAACUGGAUUCAUCCACCAGAUGCGCUCCAAAAGGGACACAUAGCGUACCUAGUCAAGUAUUUGGGAAGUACUGAGGUCGACCAACCCAAGGGGAUUGAAGUAGUCAAGGAGGCCAUCUGCAAACUCAAAUUUAAUCAACAAUUGAGAAAGAGCGAGGGAAGUAAAAUACCAAAAGUUGAGCUCACUAUCAGCAUCGAUGGAGUCGCCAUUCAGGAGCCCAAAACAAAAACUACUCCAAAGCGAAUUAUGCAUCAAUAUCCCUUACACCGUAUUUCCUACUGUGCGGAUGACAAAGGGGAGAAACGAUUCUUCAGUUUCAUCGCUAAAGAAGAGGACGCCGAGCGUCACACGUGCUUUGUAUUCGUGAGUGAUAAAUUGGCUGAGGAAAUAACGUUAACCAUUGGUCAAGCCUUUGGUCUGGCCUACAGAAGAUUUCUGGAGACAUCGGGAAAGGAUUUGGAGACACAGAGACGUUGUAUGGUUCUUCAACAAAAAAUUCGUCGUCUCGAGCAUGAGAACAAUACCUACAGACAGAGAUUACAGGAUAUUUGUUCCAUCAAGGGCUCAGCAGAUGUACAAUCCUACUUAGCUCACCACAAUCUUCCGGACAUUCUACACGUUCCAAUGGCCUCACAAGAUUCUCCCCCAGAUGAUGGAUCGCGAUUGAAUGGAAAUGCUAAAUUAGGAAAGAGUGAUACUAAUGGUAAUACGUCUAAUGGAAGACAACAGCCACCGCCAGUGCCACCGAGGAGUUUCGAUGAUGAUGAUUUCAUGGGAAAUAAACCAGCAACAGUGCCGGCUGUCGGUACCAAGUUGGAGGGACUGCUGAUGGAUGAAUUGGAGGAGGAACUGGAGGAGGAGGAGAACGAGGAGGAGGACUUCAAUCCUCGUGCCUACGAGACAGCUACGAAUGGCUUUGGCCAUCAGAACAGCGGCUCCUUGACAAAUGGAGAGUCCAAAAGUACUUUCCCAGUGAUCAAUGGCAGCUCCACGUCUCCACCGCUCUUGGCACCACCACCAAAGGCCAAAGACUCGAGACGUCAAAAUGGGGUGAAGGAGGAUUUGUUUGGCAGUGUACCUUUCAAUCCCCCAGCCUCUACUACCAAUUCAACGAGUGAUUUUCAUGAUCCCUUCGAAAUGGGAGAAUUUUCAAAUCUCUCGAUGUCUAGCACGAGUCAACAGGAUCUUGAGAAUGCCAUUGGACUGUUGGACAAGAGGUUACUUGAAAUGAAGGAUGGCUUUAGCCGAGGAUUGACAAUGGGAACCGAUGAUUUUUCCCUGGAGAGUCUCGAUCCUCUGCGAAACUGAUGAGGCCAGAAAUUUUUCAACCAACAACAAAGUGAAUAAAAAGGGGAUGAAAUAAAAUUCGCUAACUAUCGGACGAUUGUUUUUUUUUUGCAAGCCAAAAUAAUUCAACGUCUCCAGAGACCAAAAUUAGUCAAUUAAUAUAUUAUUUAUAUAAUGGUGAUGUUUAUUAAUAUUCAUUCAAUUAAGAAUUAUCGUUAAUGUAUCGUUAAUUGUUUUAUCGCGUCUAUUAUAAGAAAAAAAAAAACGUUUUUUCUCAAACGAUAAAAAAGCAUGGCUCUUUGUAUAUUUAGUGACUGUUAUUUUUUUAUUCUGCAAACGUCUCGCAAGGCGAUAAGAUUCAUGAUUAAUUCAUUGAGCAAUUUUUAUGUUCCUCCAAAAUUGAAAGCUUCGAAUGAAGAUAUCGCUUGUCUAGAUAAUUAUCUGGCUUCAUUUUUAAUGCUUUAUACACAUCAACUAAUAAUAAAUAUAUCUGCGAUAAAAAAAAUCACCAACUCAUCAACAUACUUAGUGAAACUAUGAACAGAUGAGAGGGGCAAAAAUAAUUGAAAGUGAGAAUAAAAAUUCAUAAUUCAAAGGAAUACAAUAACUAAGAAUUAA